Yarrowia lipolytica CLIB122 is the source of this 1398-nucleotide messenger RNA. The record is from RefSeq and is a predicted model, not a curated record. Lineage: Eukaryota; Fungi; Ascomycota; Dipodascomycetes; Dipodascales.
AUGUUACAUGUGCAUAGUCCCUGUGGCAGGGUGCAUAUGAAAUUCUCAUCUGCCGUAAUCUCGGCAUUUCUCUCCUUUGCCUAUGCUUCCGGAUGCCAGCAGAUUGCUGGCAACACCUACUGUAACGAGGUGUCCGAAGUCACCUACCAGAACAUUGGUUUCGCUGGUUCCUACAACGCCAUCACCGGCAUGGACUCCAGCUCUUGUACCUGUUCUUCCGCCGUCAAGGCCUUUUCUGGCCCUCUGGCCCCUCUGAACGAGGAGCUCUCCAUCUCCUUCCGAGGCCCCGUGUCUCUGAAGCAGUUUGCUGUCUACUACCCCAACAGCGGUAACGCCAAGCGUGAUGCUGUCGAGGAGGAGGACAAGGACUGCGGCGAGACCGCCAAGCGUGAGUUCCACGCCCACCACGCUCAUAAGCGAGGUGUUGUCACCGAGAUUGUGCAGGUCACCCAGGUUGUCUACGCUGACCAGAACGGUUUCGCCAUCCAGCCCUCCGACGCUCUCACCUAUGCCACCCAGACCGGUGCCCCCACCGCUGGCCCCUCUUAUGUUGGCCCCCCUCAGGGAUGGGAGUCUCUGUCUUCUCAGACCCAGUCUAUCCCCUCUUCCACCAUUGCCGUUCCCUCCAACGUGCCUUCUCAGGCUCCCGUUGGCAACUCUGACUGGAAGCGAUCUGCUUUCUACAGCUCUUCUUCUGGCCAGUCUGACGGUCUCACUUUCCUGAACCACCAGGGAGGAACCGCUGGUUCCGGUACUUGGGACUCUUGUUUCGGAAACUCCCUGUCCUUCUGCGGCACUGACGGAGUUUCCGGUGCCGGAUCUCCUCAGGUUCUUGGCGAUGUCACCAUCCCCUCCAACAAGGAGUUCCUGAUCAUGUCCGACAAGCAGUGCGGCGGCAACGACUGUGGCUACGUCCGAGAGGGCUCUCCUGCCUACCAUGGCUUUGGUGGAACCAACAAAAUCUUCCUUUUCGAGUUCUCCAUGCCCAAGGAUAACUCCCAGGGCUUCAACGCUGAUAUGCCCGCCAUCUGGAUGCUCAACGCCCAGAUUCCCCGAACUCUGCAGUACGGCCAGGCCUCUUGUUCGUGCUGGACCACCGGAUGUGGCGAGCUCGAUCUCUUUGAGGUUCUCAACUCCGGUAACGACAGACUCACCAACCACCUGCACACCUGGCAGGGAACCGGUACCCAGUAUGGCGGUGGAGGAUCUGCUGAUUACUUCACUCGACCCACUUCCGGUACCCUCAAGGCUGCUGUCAUCUUCUCCGGCGACAACUCUGAGAUCAAGAUUGUCCAGCUUGACGACUCGACCGACUUUGCUUCCGGUCUCAACGCCGAUCAGGUCCAGCAGUGGAUUGGAAAGCAGCAGGCUGCUGCCUUUGUCAAGAUCAACUCCUAA